Messenger RNA from Oppia nitens, 1179 nucleotides. RefSeq names its product glucan endo-1,3-beta-glucosidase-like. Gene Ontology annotation, molecular function: hydrolase activity, hydrolyzing O-glycosyl compounds. Bases 13 to 1179 code for a protein of 388 amino acids. The transcript has 4 exons. Gene Ontology annotation, biological process: carbohydrate metabolic process. Lineage: Eukaryota; Metazoa; Arthropoda; Arachnida; Sarcoptiformes; Oppiidae. The record is from RefSeq and is a predicted model, not a curated record.
GUUGAAGUAUGGAUGGAUGACUUUAAUUCAGAUAAACUGGAUCUAAAUAAUUGGGAAUUUCAAGUGGGAAGGGGUCCUAAUAAUGAUGGUUGGGGUAAUAAUGAGCUACAAUACUAUACUGAUGGUGCAAAUAUUGAACUAAACAAUGGUUUGAUGUCAAUCAAUGUCAAAAUUGAUGAAUUGAAUGGCAGUUAUUAUUAUUAUACAUCAACGCGUUUGCUAUCAAAAAAUUCAUGGACUUAUGGACGGUUUGAAUGUCGGGCUAAAAUGCCAAACGGCAAAAAUCUAUGGCCCGGUAUCUGGAUGAUAGUAACCGAAAAUAACCGAUAUACUAAUGGAACAUGCGAUGAAAUAGAUAUAGCAAUGGUUAAAGGGGAACGACCUAAUCAAUUGCUAGCCAACAUUCACUACUAUGGCGGCAGCGGCGGCGGCAGUCAAUGGCCGUCUAAACAAUUAGUUCAGACCACCCGAAGCAAUGAUGAUUGGUUCAACUUUACCACUGAUUUUUCGGCCAACUUUCACAUAUUCGGUAUCGAAUGGAUUGGGUCGACCAUUAAAUGGAUGGUCGAUGGCCAACAAUUUUUCGUAGAAAAUAUAGCUACUACUGCUGAUGCACCCGAAAAUGAUGGUCAACCGCCAACAGUUGACCACAAGUUUCAAUUGAUAUUAGAUGUAGCAGUGGGUAGUGGUGAUGGUGGUAGUAGUAGACAUUUUUCUGCUAACCCAUUAGAUGAUGGGCCAGUGGUUACUACACUGGACGAGUCUAGACAUUGGACUCAACCCAAUAUGCUGGUCGACUGGUGUCGGGUAUCGCAACUGAAUCAGCCAACUGAUGAUUAUGAUGAUCCACCUAUAAUACUUAGAGACGAUACGGCAGCACCUGAUGCAACAACACUGGCACCCGUUCCUGCAACAACAGCAGCAGCAGCAGCAGCAGGUGCACCCGAUCCGGCAGCACCCGAUGCCGAUACAACCGACGCACCCGAUGCCGAGACAACACAUGCACCCGAUCCUGCAGCGCCAACAUCUCCAGUGACUCCGACCAAAAAACCGGGUCCAUCCAAAAAACCCGGAACAUCCAAAAAACCGGGCCCUACCAAAAAACCGGGACCAUCUAAAAAACCGGGACCUAAGAAACCGGGUCAUACUAAAAAAUCUACACCUAAACAUUAUAAUUAG